This is a messenger RNA of Hypanus sabinus (Atlantic stingray), 3505 nucleotides long. RefSeq names its product UV-stimulated scaffold protein A (gene uvssa). The record is from RefSeq and is a predicted model, not a curated record. Gene Ontology annotation, biological process: response to UV; transcription-coupled nucleotide-excision repair. The coding region runs from base 258 to 2585 and encodes 775 amino acids. Gene Ontology annotation, molecular function: RNA polymerase II complex binding. Gene Ontology annotation, cellular component: chromosome. NCBI's taxonomy places the organism in Eukaryota, Metazoa, Chordata, Chondrichthyes, Myliobatiformes, Dasyatidae. The transcript has 15 exons.
CGGUGUCAAUCAGCCGUGCGGCUGAGGCCGGCGCAAGUUGAAGGUGGGUUCGGGGCCAGUGUCACUCACUGUGUGAUCCCUGAUGACCAGGUACCAUGGGGGAUGCAAGUCCACGAUGUACGCUUUGACUUCCUUUUAAUCCCAUUGCUGACUAUUUACAUGAGCUACAGUAACAUGGCGAAGGCGCUUCGUUUUGGUAGUGUUACCACAUCAAAGUGAUUCCCAACCCAACUUGUCACUUGCUUGGUCACAGAGGGAUGGACGUUCGGCAGGAGGAGAAGCUUUCUCAGCUGGUGGAGGAUCUCACCACCUCAGGACAGCAAACGCUAAAUCCAGAAAAGAUGAGGGAACUGAAGAAAAUCUGCAAGUCAUCUGAGGAGUGUGUCAAGCAUGCAUACCAUUUAAUUAUGAGACAAUUAAAUCAAGAGCACUCAGAGAUUCGGCUGUCUGCCUUCCAAAUAGCAAAUGAACUUUUUGUGCGUUCAAGUCAGUUUCGGUUACUGCUCGUUUCGAACUUUCAGGAAUUCUUGGAGCUAACUGUAGAAAGUGAUAAUGAGCAGCCUCUGCCUCCACCAAAAGAAGCAGCUCGGAAACUGAAGGAAAUGGCAAUUAAAGCUAUACAGGAGUGGCAGGACAAAUAUGGAAAUGCUUACAAGAAACUCUCCCUGGGCUAUCAGUUCCUGAAGCAGGUUAGAAAGGUGGAUUUCCAGGAUAUUCGUGCUAGAACUCAAGCUGAGAGAAAACGUGAGGAAGAGAGAUUGAAAAGACAGGAGAAUAUUAAUAAUGUCAGAGUGAAGAGAGUGGAAGAAGAAAUGAAAGAAAAGUCAGAAGAAAUUCAGAGCACUUUGACAGAAUUGGAAGAGUGCUUCAAAUUGCUGCUGCCUCAUCUUUCUGAGUUCAGCUUUAGUGAUGUAAGCUCUCAGUGCAAAUCAGAACUGCCCGAUAAAGUGGAUAAUGGCAACUCUACAACCAGCGGGCGGGGAGGUGACUAUUGGUGUACCACCAAUCAUAGUGAUGAUGAGCAGCCUUGCAGCAGUAAGGACCUGGUCCCACUGCCUCAGGUGAACAGAGCUCCUGCAGAGCAGGAAUCCAAUGAAGAGCUGGAUGACUUCAGUCAAGAUGAAGAAGGUGAAAGUGAACAACUUGAAGACAAUGAAGAAACCUUUAUCAGGAGUCAUGGGCUUCUUUCACAUAAAUAUUCUCUUGACUUAGAAAUUAAUACAGGUUUAAAGAUCGAAGAAGAUGAAGACAAUAGUGCUAUAAUUAACAAUAUAAAGGAUUUGCAAAGACUAAUUGCUAGUAAAUAUCUGCCAACUGUACAGUACUGGAUCCAGGCAUUCACCAAAGCUGGUAUUACUGAUGCCCGAUUAAGACGUGCCAUUGACUUAAAAAGCGCAAUAGAUGCAGCAGUGAAAAAGCAUGAUGAGAUGAACAUUGGUUACAAAGAAAGAGAGAGAAGAGUGAUGAAAGCAGCCGAUGAGGAUGAUGACGAUGAUGAUGAUGAUUUUGUUGAAGUUCCUGAGAAGGAAGGUUAUGAGCCACACAUUCAGGAGCACCUUCGGGAGGAGUAUGGACUGGAGCCCCUGAUACAGAAGACCAAGGGAACAGUGAAAAGAAUAACACCAUGUGCUGGACCCCCAACAUGGCGGAGGAAUGAUGAGGAACUUGAUCCAACAUGUGCUGCAGCAACAUUAAAAAUCUGGAAGGAACAGCUUUCUUCACAGAUGUACAGCCUUGCUCAAACCUCCGAGGAUGGUGUUCAGGCAUCCACAUCAGCAGGACCCGAAUUGUUGAGUGAAGAAGCCAAGAAAAGAAAAAUGGAAGAGAUGAAAAAAGCCCCUGUUGUACCCUUUGGGUUAGACCUUCACUACUGGGGAGAAGAGCAGACUACAUCUGGCAAAAUUCCCAAAAUUGAAACUCCACAUCGAUUCUUGGAGUCCAAGCAGAUGGAGGAUGAUUCGGAGAAUGUGGAGAUGGCAGCUUUGCUGAAAACCAGAUACAUAACCUUUGCAGGAAAGUUUGAGCCAGUUAAGCACAGAUGCCGAGCACCCAUGCCCAAUGGAACACUUUGUGAACGCCAAGAUCGAUUCAAGUGCCCUUUCCAUGGAAAGAUUAUCUCCAGGGAUGCAGAUGGAAAUCCUGUAAAUCCAGAAGAUAUUCAAAGACUGAGGCAAGAAGAAGAGAAAAAGCAAAAAGAGCAAGCUGACUGGCGGGAUCCAGAAUUGAUGCGCGACAUUGAAGCUGCCACAGGAGCAGAUCUUGGCUCCUCAAGAUGUGAACAAAAAGGAAAAGGGAAAAAAGGAAAAGGAAAAAAGAAGAAGUAUCCGAAUCUCACUGACUUAAAACAGGAGAAUAAUACAGCUCGAUCCAGGCUGGAGAAGCGAGUGUUCAACAAGAACUUACCUGGCCUUACCUCACUUGGAGUGAAGCUCGUCCUCCGCCUCUUCUCUUCGAAGCGUCUCGAGUCAAAGCCUCAAAUAUCCACUCCUUCACUGGUCCACUCACUCACUGGCUGCUUUCCACAGGCUGCUCUGCUUGAGAGCUUCCUUGAAACGAGUCUCCAAAGCAAUGGCUUCUCUAGAUAAAAGAAAACAUGAAAAGUUUGCAAACCAGUUCAACUAUGCAUUGAAUUAAGGCCAACAAAGGCUGGAAAUAAUCACUAUUAAGUGACCAUGCCUCAACUUUUACAUCAUUUGUACCAGAAAUUUAAAACCACCAAUAUUGCCGAUUUUCUAUAGACUGCGGAAUUUUAAGAUUCCAGUGUACAUGUUUUAUUGUAAUGUAUUUAAAUAUAAUUUUUUUUACAUUGAGUGCCAAACUUAUAUAAAAUAUAAUAUUUAAUGUAUGUUGUUUUAAAAGAUGGUAAUAAUAAUUGAUGAUGUGAUCACAGAAUUGCAGGAACUUAAGAUUUGUUCAUGUAGUUUUGUUGAACAUUACACUGAAGAAAAUGAACUGAUUCAUUAACCUUCCUGGCAAUUCAGAUCAAUUUAAACUUUACUAUGAUCUACAUUUGUUUUUCUUUGUAAAUAUUUUAAUUUGUUAAUGGUUUUAAACUUUUAAAAAUGAUUUAACAAAUGAUGUUUCCUUAUUCUUUUCUAACUCCAAUUGUUCCCCUGAUUUUAGUUAGAUUAGAGGGGGGAGCUUUUAGUGGGGAACAAAUGUGAAGUGCUGUAGCUGAGGGUUGGAAAGCAGAGUUUGGAGAAUUAUUGGGUUGAAGGUAGAGAGAGAAGAGGAUGAGAAGGAAGUGGAGCUGAAUUUCACCAUGAUGCUAAAUAAUAAGAGAUAUAAAUAAAAGAUUGAUUGCUAAAGUGCCCAUAUAUUUAAAAUGUAAAGACUUGGCAGAUUAGACCAAGUAACAGACUGAUACUUAUGACAAAAGUGCAGCAACAGUUUUGAAUGAUGGAAAACUGGAGAGAGGAUGAGAAUGUUGCAUAACUCACAGAUCCAGGUAACUGAAAGAGAAGAUUACAAUGCCAUUUACAUAUUAAAAUGACUGCAUUCUUAA